AUGGCAUCCGCGUCACGACAACAACCGGGCCUCGCGUGUGAGGAAUGCCGCAAGAGGAAGCUACGAUGUGAUAGACAGCAGCCUCGAUGCGAUCAAUGCGAAGACUCUGGAGCUAUUUGUUACGUGAAUCAGGAUCGGUCUCCAAGAGGUCCUAAAAGAGGACAUUUGAAAGCUUUACGGAGUCGUAUUGAAUUCACCUUCUAUACACCCAAGUACCUAAUAGCUGUUCCAGCCACACUUGAAAGCCUUGUCAACCGCGACCAGGUCAGCCUUGACAUCAAUGCACAACACACAUCCAAGAGUGAAGUGGGUCAGUUUCCUACUCCGCCAGAGAGCUCUGUCGAUAGCACGAAGAGAGAGUGCCGUAGUGUUUCCCGUUCUGUGGAUGAAUCACCUCCAAACAUGUCCUUCGCGCCCACUACAGCCCCAGAAAUUGAGAUAUCUGAUAUAAUCGAGGCAGAUUUAGACCAGCUCUACUUUGAUAGAGUGCAUCCUGUCGCCCCCAUGCUACAUCAAGGUCGCUAUCUGACUUGGUCUCAACAAUGCUACAAAGCAGAACCCUAUUCCGGCUUGCAGGCUGCGAUGUGGGUACUAGCCGCAGCCGCAUCUGCACAUCUGCAGCAUAUGCGGGAGCCACUCUACCUCUGUGCACGCUCCAAGCUCGAAGCGUUGGAUAAUCAAAUCGACUGUGCAAGCUCUGCUUAUUUGCAGUCUGCACAAGGCUGGCUUCUACUGUCCCACUAUGAGUUCCGGUACAUGAACUACAGUCGAGCGUGGAUCACUGCCGGAAGAGCCUUUCGUAUCAUCCAACUGAUGAAGUUGCAUGAGAUUGACCGCUUCCACACAACGGCACUUGAUCUAGCAUUUACUGAGCCUUGGGCCGAGAUAGAGGAGAAAAGACGGACUUUCUGGCUGGCAUAUUGUCUAGAUCGAUUUCUUAAUAUCUCAGACCAAUGGCCUUUGACUCUACAUGAAGAGCCUCUUUGGAUAUUUCUUCCAGCCCCAGAAUCCGAUUUCCAACAUAGUAGACCUGUCCUCAUGGUAUCCAUGUCAGAUGCCAUUGAGACAUCGGGACAGAAGACGCUGCCACCUUUCGCUGAGGCAAUUGUCUUGACAACACUAUGCUGGCACAGUAUUAGCCUAAAGCAAACCCCACUUGUCAGCAAAGUACCCGGACUUGAUACUGGUAUUGACUUCUGGGAGCACCACAGACGACUCUACCAUAUAGCUCAGCAGCGGCUGAUGCUGCUGUCCCUACCACCAUGCUCGCCAGAACUUUUAGAUCCCAUGCGCCUAUUCACAAACAUGCUAGCAAAUUCAGCUAUCAUCUGGUUCUAUGGCAUGAUGGAAAUCCUAAGAGGAACAUCGAAUGAUCAAGCCAUCCUCGUCCCUCUUUACUCGGCGUACGAAAUAGCAAGCCUUGCAAAACCACUUAUUCGAUCUAGUUUCUUCACAGUGAGUAACCUAUUCCUUUUUAUUCUUGCUUCCGGGGCUUUGGUAGCUUGUCUCACAUCUCACGCACAUACAUUCUCCCCUAUGUUACUCUUUCUCUCCGCGAAGUUUCUCCGUACACAUGGAGAUCAACUGCGUACAAGUGGCACGGUGUCGGAGGAUAAAUAUGGUAGGCUGGGCGAGCUCAAAAGGGCUUUGCUGGUCUUACAAAAUGGGAAUAAUUUAGCAAUGAAUUAUUUGGAUCUCCUUGAGUUGGAUUGGUUCGAUGAGUGGAGUGAUUUUCCUUCUGUGCAGGGUAUUCUCUCAGGUGGCACAGAGCAGCAAGAGACACCAUGCGUCUUGGAUAUAAUGAAUCCUUUUUGA
Molecule: messenger RNA, 1815 nt
Organism: Penicillium canescens
Lineage: Eukaryota; Fungi; Ascomycota; Eurotiomycetes; Eurotiales; Aspergillaceae
Product: Zn(II)2Cys6 transcription factor
Exons: 6
Coding region: 1-1815 (604 amino acids)
Biological process (GO): regulation of DNA-templated transcription; DNA-templated transcription
Cellular component (GO): nucleus
Molecular function (GO): DNA-binding transcription factor activity, RNA polymerase II-specific; DNA binding; zinc ion binding
Source: RefSeq, a predicted model, not a curated record